AUGGAGGAACUUUUAGAUCUUAAGUUAACUAAAUCCAUUGGAGUGUCAAAUUUUAGUAUCUCUCAAAUCGAAAGAAUCUGCAGGGUGGCCAAACACAAACCUGUUACAAACAAAGUGGAAUGUAACAAAAAUUGGUCACAGAAAGAGUUGGUUGAGGUAUGUAAGAAGCUUGGCGUUACAUUAACAGCCUACGCUCCUAAAGGAUCUACAGGAAGGCCUGAACGUCUUAAAAAAGCAGAUGAAUUGGUUGCUCUAGAAGACCUUAUCCUUAAGAAAAUAGCCAAAAAGUAUGGAAAAACUCCUGCACAGGUUUUACUUCGAAAUCUCAUCCAAAAAAGUAUUAUUGUAAUUCCAAAGAGUGUUACUCCAGAAAGAAUUCGUAGAAAUAUCCAG
Saccostrea cuccullata (small rock oyster) is the source of this 393-nucleotide messenger RNA. Its product is annotated as aldose reductase-related protein 2-like. The annotation marks the transcript as partial. Gene Ontology annotation, cellular component: cytosol. Lineage: Eukaryota; Metazoa; Mollusca; Bivalvia; Ostreida; Ostreidae. Gene Ontology annotation, molecular function: aldose reductase (NADPH) activity. The record is from RefSeq and is a predicted model, not a curated record. The transcript has 4 exons.